GCAGAGGAGAGGGUUUGCACUGUAACCCACGUCUCCCGCAGACCGAUCCAAAUCUCGAAGGGCGCUCGGAUGCUUCUUUAAGCGAACUGAAGGGGCAGGCCAGGAACGUCAGGCGCUACUUCAAUGCAGCUGGGCCAGGCGUUCCCAGUGGACCCUGGCUGGCCGGUACAUUAGCGAGGGCUCCGAAUCAAAUCUGGGCGAGAGUUGAUCCCGCGCCGUUCUGAGUCAUUUUCGCUUCCCGAUGCUGGCUGCGUCUCACAGAAGUGAAAACCAGCAGAUGACAGAUCGCUGGGUAAAAAACACUAUCCACCUUCUGCACCUUCAAGAAUAGGCUCUGGGCUACCGCAAAUGAAGCACUGGCGAUGAGUCUAAUAUGCCGGGUUCUGUUUAUCCAGCUGGCUAUAUCCACAGCCGCCAUCGCUCAGAGAAUUGUCGUUGCAGACUUCAUGACAGGGAUCGCGGGGGAGCAAUUGGACCUGCCCUGCCUUUUUAUCUACGAUGAGACCAGCCUUCAGGUCGUCCAGGCCACUUGGCUGAAGCAUAGAGAGGGAACGGAUGAGAACAUCGCUGUGUACAACCCGCUGUUCGGGAUGAGUUACCCCACCAUGUCUGGGAGGGUUCGCUUCCACAAUGCCACGUCCGGCAACUGCACCCUGACCGUCCACCCCCUGGAACUGGAGGACCAAGGCGUAUACAGUUGCGAAGUCAACGUUUUCCCGUCGGGCAAGUUCGAAUCCAGGACCGAGCUGACGGUUCUAG
Molecule: messenger RNA, 759 nt
Organism: Chiloscyllium plagiosum (whitespotted bambooshark)
Lineage: Eukaryota; Metazoa; Chordata; Chondrichthyes; Orectolobiformes; Hemiscylliidae
Source: RefSeq, a predicted model, not a curated record